Eriocheir sinensis (Chinese mitten crab) is the source of this 1703-nucleotide messenger RNA. Its product is annotated as ficolin-3-like. The record is from RefSeq and is a predicted model, not a curated record. Bases 665 to 1138 code for a protein of 157 amino acids. NCBI's taxonomy places the organism in Eukaryota, Metazoa, Arthropoda, Malacostraca, Decapoda, Varunidae. The transcript has 7 exons.
CACACCCAGGCCCUGCAGUCUCCCUUGGGCGCCGACACCGACUGGUCUCUCGAAGCGGACGUCAGCGCGAGCACCCGUCAUUCUCUUGCUGCAGGAUCCACGUGGUUGCCUUCUCAGCGUCUCCCUUUUCGGCAAGCAAACGCUCAACGGCUUAGGUCUUUCAAGGGUGACAAGUGCCCAUAAGAUCCACAUGGUUGCCUCCUCAGCGUUUCAUUCUUCGGCAAGCAAACGUUCAACGGCUUAGAUCUUUCAAGGGUGACAAGUGCCCAUAAGAUCCACAUGGUUGCCUCCUCUGCGUUUCAUUCUUCGGCAAGCAAACUUCAACGGCUUAGGUCUUUCAAGGGUGACAAGUGCCCAUAAGAUCCACAUGGUUGCCUCCUCUGCGUUUCAUUCUUCGGCAAGCAAAUGUUCAGCGGCCUCGGUAUUUCACGGCAGACUGUAAUAGUGGCCAUAGAUUUCCUUGCCACAGGAUUCACAGGGCUGCUUGACUGGCUGACGUUCAAGAAAUACUCAGCGCGAGAAAGCAAAGGAAAAGUUGUGCUAUACUGAGUUUACAUUAGUUAAACAAGAGGUUUGGAGAGUGAAGGACAAGAAAAUAUGGCAAAUACAAAUAAAUGGAAGACAGUGAUCGUCGUCGUUGUGUUGGCGGUGCUGAAGACAAUUAAUGCUGAUAUACAUGGUGGCGAAGGCUGGACGUCAGAGCCUAAGGAGGAGGAGGGCGGGGUCGCUGACCGCCCACGCCGCCCCUGACCCACCCUCUCCCAGCACAGGCGGUCCGCCCAUCGGACGGUCGUCCCUGAAGCCGGCGCCAUGCAUCCCGCCAACGCCUCGGGCACCAGGACGAGAGAGGUUUACGAUUUUACAAGGUCUUUCCAGGUGGGAGCAAGCUGCCUCGAGUUGCAGGCGAGCCAGGGCGGCUCCCGCGGCGGCAUCUCUGGUGCACCCGCUCAGCCUGCUGCAGGGGCCGUGGAAGGUGCACUGCGACCAGGAGGCUGAGGGCGGCGCCUGGACAGUCUUUCAGGUGCGGGAUGACGUCGAGCCGCUUGAGAACUUCACGCGCAGGUGGGAGGACUACAAGGUGGGCUUCGGGGACUUCGACCGAGAGUUCUGGCUUGGAAAUCCGCACUCAAGGGGCUAAUGCGGACAAUGACGCGCCACGAGCUGCUCAUCACACUGGAGGACUGGUCGGGCAACGAACGCUACGCUCGGUACAGCGGCUUCCGGCUGGGCGGCGAGGAGGCACACUUCCGCUUCCACGACAAUGUUUUCUUCGGUAACGCCGCUUCCCGAAGGCGACGCCCUGUCCUCGCACAACGGCCAGCCUUUCUUCUCCACUUUCGACGCGGACAACAAGAGCAGGGACGGCGACUUCCUUGAGAGAAGCUGCGCAAGGCUGGACAAGAUUUUCUGGUGGGGGGCAAACGCAACGUCCCGGAGCUGCUUGGCAAUAAUAACACCCUGACCAGACCAGCCAAGAACGAGCUCUAACACCACAACCACCACGAUAAUUUAACUCAAGUAAUUUAAGUAUGUUAGCAGUCGCCUGUUGUAGUAAUGUUGUAGUUUUCAUCGUAAUUGCCAUCGUCGUUGUUGUUGGUAUUUGUUGCAUGGCUGUCAGUUCAUGGUAGCUGCGCAAAGGCUCACCAGAACACUGCGACUCGUACCCUUUUAAUACCAAAUACUCACCAUUCAGAUAAGCUUGA